AUGUCUUUUCGAUGUGCAGGCUGCCAUACACAUUUCUCUCUAAGGGGAUCGUACCUUCAACACCUCAGGAAGUCCUCCAAUGUACACUGCCAACGUGAGCACAAGAGACUUGACAAUUCGAUGCACUGCCCCAUACGCAGAGAUGCACCCCGGCCCUCGCACCACAGCACUUUGACACCUGAUGUCACACCAGAUCCUCAGCCCUUUAGCGGGGAUUAUUUUGGUAACGACUAUGGUGAAGAAGACUUUCCUGAUGUGAAUGAUGACAGACCCGUCCACAUUGAUGUUCACCAUGACAUGAAUGUGGCCGAGCAGGAUGAUAACGCACCAGAGACUGACAAUGAAGACACUGAAGUUGAUUUAAGCAUGGGGUGGGAGCCACCACGUAACCUAGAACGCAAUGUGCGGUCACCAACACCAGAGAUAUCCGAGUACACACACUACUCAGUUGAUGUGGAGGGAAGUGCGAAAAAUCCAUGGGCACCAUUUAAUUCUCAGAUAGAUUGGGAGGUUGCACAAUGGGCAAAAUUACGAGGUCCAGGAUCAACUGCAUUCACUGAUCUCUUGAUGAUUGAAGGUGUCUGUGGGGCACUUGGGCUGUCUUACAAGAACUCAGUCGAACUCAAUAAGAUCAUUGACACCAAAAUUCCUUCACGUCGACCUCGUUUUGUUCAUCACGAAGCCUGUGUAGCAGGUGAAACCUAUGAUCUAUUCUCGCGGGACAUAUUGGAAUGUGUUCGAGCUCUGUAUGGUGAUCCUGAGCAUGCACAAUACUUGUCUUUUGCACCGGAGAGACACUAUGCAGAUGCAGACAAGACUCAAUGUUUGUAUCAUGACUUGUGUACUGGUGAAUGGUGGUGGGCAACUCAAGAUGUUUUGGAACAAUCAAAACCGGGAGCCACGAUAAUCCCCAUCAUCAUCUCAUCGGACAAGACACAGAUCACGCUGUUCCGAAACAAAACUGCUUACCCAGUUUAUCUUACCAUUGGCAAUUUGCCGAAGAGCAUCCGACGUAAACCCUCCCGCCGAGGUCAAAUUCUCCUGGCAUAUCUGCCAACAACACGUCUCACACAAAUUACCAACAAAGCCUCACGGCGUCGUACCCUAGCCAACCUCUUUCAUGCAUGCAUGUCACGCAUUGUUGAGCCAUUGAAAUCAGCUGGUGUGGAUAGCAUGGUAUUGAUGAGUGGAGAUGUCACUGGCACCAUGAACAGAGAUUGUCCUGUCUGCACCUGUCCCCACAAUGAACUUGGUAAACACCCCUCUCAACACGAAUUGCAUGAUCUCGAUGCUAUUUUGGACACACUCGAACUUCUUGGAUCGCCGCUAUACACCCAAGCGUGUCAUGAUCUUCGCAUCAAGCCACUUCAGCAUCCCUUCUGGGAAGAUCUCCCAUACCUCAAUAUAUUCCAGUCUAUCACACCUGAUAUCCUGCAUCAGCUCUACCAAGGGGUAAUGAAACACAUGAUCGGCUGGGUUACCGAAAUCGUUGGAGCUGCCGAGAUAGAUGCACGGGUUCGUCGCCUUCCGCCCAAUCAUUCCAUGCGAAUUUUUCAGAAAGGUAUCACGACAUUAAGCCAUGUCAGUGGUGUGGAGCACAAGCAAAUGUCACGCUUUUUACUUGGCCUCGUCGUUGAUGUGCGGCUGCCUGGAAAUGCAUCUCCAGCAAGACUAGUGCGCGCCACUCGAUCUCUUCUAGAUUUCCUCUAUCUCGCCCAGUUCCCCGUUCACUCCAAUUCAUCAAUUGAUGCCCUUGAAACAACGCUGGAUGAAUUCCAUGCCAAUAAAGACAACUUCAACACGGAGGCAACUGAGAGGCUUCAUAUUGAUUUCGCGAAGGACGCUUAUGCUGCUACCAAUCACAAAGACGAGUUUUGGCAGAUGACGAAGUGGCUCAAACGAAAGGAGAAGGUUUUGCAGCAUGCAAAUUUUAUCAUGUGGCGCCGCAAUUUGAUUGCAACAAACUCGAAUAUCAUUGUCGCUUGUCCUGCCGAACAUUGGCAACCUCCUGAUCUCGCAUCCCUCUUUCACAUCAAGAUGACUCGUCAUCCAUCACGAAAGUUGGUUCCAUUCCAAGAAAUUACUUCUGCAUCCUCGUUUCGCGCUAUUCAUUUUGUUCCCGCACUUGCAAGAUUUAUUGUCCAAUAUAAUCACCCGACGCUAUCCUUCCAGCAAAUUGAAGAUCGCGCAACAAACAUUCAUUUGCCUUGUGACUCCGUACCCGUCUUUCACCGUAUCAAGUUCUGGAAUAAUGAGAUACACGCAACCGAAACACUUGACUCUAACGGCGAAGGUUGUGUAGUCAAAGCCGCUCGCUUUGACACAUGUCUCAUACAGGUGCGCAAUGUUGAUAUGCCUCCAGCAUCUAUCCAAGAUUUACGUGUUGCGCAGGUUCGCGUUGUCUUUUCUUUGCCUCAAACGGUGGUGAAGCGAUAUUUCAACCCUCAGAACCCCCCACCCCAACAUCUUGCCUAUGUGGAGUGGUUUUCGGCUUUCAGUCCUUUACCAGAUACGCACUCUGGGUUGUAUAAGGUCAGACGGCUGGUUCGUGAUGGUGAACGCCAAGUAUCAAUUGUACCGGUCUCUUUGAUUUCUCGAAGUGCUCACUUACUGCCUAAGUGGGGAGGAGCUGUUCCCGCAGAAUGGACGAGCUUAGAAGUUCUUGAUACAUGCGCCACAUUUUUUUUGAAUGUUUUCAAAGACAUGUAUACUUACUUUAAUGUAGGCUAA
Molecule: messenger RNA, 2730 nt
Organism: Suillus fuscotomentosus
Lineage: Eukaryota; Fungi; Basidiomycota; Agaricomycetes; Boletales; Suillaceae
Exons: 8
Coding region: 1-2730 (909 amino acids)
Source: RefSeq, a predicted model, not a curated record